CUAGCCGGAACACUUUUAGAGACCGCGAACCUUACAAACUCUCGUUGUACCUCCAAAGAUCAAUACAUGGCUACAUUAUUAAUCAAUGGCGCCGGUCGUUUUGGCUGCAGUGGUCUUUACCAAAUACUGAGAUACUUAAUGUACGAUGUGUCUGAUCUCAAAGUAUCGGAUAUUUUGCGGAAGGACUUCAAAAAAUGGUCAAGAAUCGGGAAAAUGGACGGUGUCCGUUCGAGAUCAAUGGUUUCAUAAAUUGGAAUGAGUUCUAUUGGAAUUUCGGUUGAACAACUUCUUGCUCAUGAGAAUGCUUCAACUCAAGAAAUAAAACAUUUCCAGAAACUAGAAAAAGUUCGGUUACUCAUGAUCGUUUCGGGGUACUAUGAUCAACAGAAGAACUUCAAGAGAGAAAUUCUGGUUGCGGCUGAAUCGGUGGAGCUUAUGAGGAACUUACUCUCCUUCUUCAAUUCAAGUGCCUCACAACUGCCACUAAAAGUUCUGCAGCAACCAGGCCUUGGAGAGGAGAUGAAGGCAUUUGAGAUUGACAAAGCUACAUCAAGGAAGACUAUCGAACGACUCCUCGAAGAAUUCGGUGGCACAUCCAAACCCAAUGCUGGUUAGUGCUGGCUCCUGACAGAUAUUACCAAUCCUUUUUUUUUUUUUUUUUGUUUUUCUUUCACAUAGUCACAGAGGUAUUUGGUGGCUCAAUUUGCAAGAAGCAAAACCUAUAGUGAACAAAGAAAAUUGUGAUGAAAAAGAAAUAUGUGAGUGUAUAUUUGUAAUUCAUAAAGUUCCAA
Messenger RNA from Pistacia vera, 791 nucleotides. RefSeq lists its product as uncharacterized. The record is from RefSeq and is a predicted model, not a curated record. Gene Ontology annotation, molecular function: exopolyphosphatase activity. Gene Ontology annotation, cellular component: cytoplasm. The coding region runs from base 256 to 615 and encodes 119 amino acids. The transcript is spliced from 6 exons. NCBI's taxonomy places the organism in Eukaryota, Viridiplantae, Streptophyta, Magnoliopsida, Sapindales, Anacardiaceae.